Molecule: messenger RNA, 1301 nt
Organism: Neurospora tetraspora
Lineage: Eukaryota; Fungi; Ascomycota; Sordariomycetes; Sordariales; Sordariaceae
Exons: 2
Coding region: 1-831 (276 amino acids)
Molecular function (GO): oxidoreductase activity, acting on the CH-OH group of donors, NAD or NADP as acceptor
Source: RefSeq, a predicted model, not a curated record
AUGGCCCAAGUUGACAACGAAGUCAAGGGCAAGCUCGUCCUCAUCACAGGCGCUUCCGGAGGCAUCGGCGCCGCCAUAGCCCGUCGCCUCUGGUCUCUCGGAGCCCACCUCGCCAUCACCUAUUCUUCUUCACCCGAGAAGCUCAAUGCCCUGGAGGGACAACUUUACGCAGCCUUCUCCAACGGCCAAACCGCCCACGACUCAGCCCUUUCCCUUGGACGUGCGUCCGCCAACCCCAACCCCCUUCCGAUGUCGACACACAGAUGCGACCUGUCCUCGCCAACAGACAUCCAACUCCUCUUCGCCCAGCUCCAGGACCUGCACGGCCAACCCGGCCCCGACAUUCUCAUCAGCAACGCCGGCUACGGCAAACGCAUCCCCAGCAUUCUGGACAUCUCCCUCGACGAAUUCGACAAGAUGCUAAGCAUCAACCUCCGCUCGUCCUUCCUCCUCUGCAAACUGGCCCUCCCGCAUAUGAUCCAGCGCAACUGGGGCCGCAUCAUCUUCGUCUCUUCCAUUGCCGCUCAAGGUGGUGGCAUCAACGGGUGUCAUUACGCUGCUUCCAAGGCUGGGUUGCAAGGGUUGAUGAAGAACCUGGCGAGGAAGCAUGCGGGGCAGGGCAUCACGGUUAAUGAUGUCGCGCCGGCCAUGAUUGGGGAGACGGGCAUGAUUCCGGAUGCAAAGUUUGUGGAGGGGACGCCGGGAGAUGUGAAGAAUAUCCCCGUUGGAAGGCUGGGGACGACGGAGGAGGUGGGGAAUGUGGUGGAGAUGUUGGUGAAGACGGGGUACAUGACGGGGCAGAGUGUGUUGUUGAGUGGGGGGUUGAUGUAGGUAGGUGGGGGUAAGUAUUUGUUUUGGUUGUGAUGUUGGGGUUGGUGUUUUAGUGUUUUGGGGGUUUCGGCGGCUCAAUGAUGUUAUGAUGAAUGGUAAUGAGAGCAUGAUGUCUUCAUUCCUCUUUAUGCUUCUGUUUAUUUUUCGGUCAGUGCCGUCAGUGCAAACGAACUUGAAUUCAGUUUAUCUCCUGUUCUUCUCUUCCCCUCUUCCCCUCUUCCCCUCUUUCUACUCCCAUCACACCCAUCCCGUCAUCAGCCCUACGACCGCCUAGGAUAAACCUCCCCAGCAACAAUCGCCUUCACCUUUGCUCCCUUCCUAUCCCCCAUGUUCCUCCCAUCCAUAUCCCCCACUCUAUAAACCUUCGGACUCACACACAAGUCAACCUCCACCUCCACCCCCCUUCUCCCACCAAAAGAAUCGCCGUCUUCGCAAUCCACCCACCCUGACUCCGUGCCAAUCUUCACUUG